Molecule: messenger RNA, 1986 nt
Organism: Penicillium vulpinum
Lineage: Eukaryota; Fungi; Ascomycota; Eurotiomycetes; Eurotiales; Aspergillaceae
Product: putative manganese ion homeostasis (Fr)
Exons: 2
Coding region: 1-1986 (661 amino acids)
Biological process (GO): GPI anchor biosynthetic process
Cellular component (GO): endoplasmic reticulum
Molecular function (GO): hydrolase activity
Source: RefSeq, a predicted model, not a curated record
AUGACAUUCGCCUACCCACGCAACACGGGCGCUUCUUCCCUUCCCUCCUUCAACCAAAAUCAGUCGUCAACAUCGCAAAAUAUUCUCAGUCGCGCCUGGGACUGCAUUCCCUCAGCAAAACAAUGGCUGCCCGGGAGUGUUAUUCGGGAAAUGGGCAGAAACCAGGAGAGUGAGGGGAUCAAGGCAAGAACAGUUAACCUUGUCAAACGUAUCUUUACGAUACCCAACGCCAUUAUUUUGCUGUGGAUAUUCUCGAUUCGGUGGGGUGAACGGACGGUAUUCCAAGACAGCAUCAACCAAUGCCUUUGGGAUAGCUGGGAAGAAUGGCCUCAAGGCGCCACACCACACCACAUUGCCUUUAUCGCCGACCCCCAACUCGUUGAUCCCCACACUUACCCCGGUCGACCAUGGCCUGUGUCGACGUUGACGGUCAAAUACACCGACCAAUAUAUGCGACGGUCAUUUUCUUUGAUACAAGAUUUCCUCGAGCCGGACUCAGUGCUGUUUCUUGGUGACCUUUUCGACGGUGGUAGAGAAUGGGCCACGGCUACAACUAGCAGCCCCGAACAGCGGUGGAAGAAGUACAAGGACACCUUUUGGAAGAAGGAGUACAAGCGAUUUGUUAAAAUCUUCUUGGACCCGUGGGUAACAUCCGUGAAGCCACCUGUCGAUGGACGAGGGCGCAAAAUGAUUGCUAGUCUACCUGGCAAUCACGAUCUUGGGUUCGGUAACGGCAUCCAGGAACCCGUCCGUGAUCGAUUUGAGUCCUUCUUUGGAAACCCCAACCGCGUCGAUGUUAUUGGGAACCACACCUUUGUUUCAGUAGACACUCCCUCGCUGAGCGCGAUGGACCAGCCUGAUCCGUUGACGGGUAGUUCUCCGACCGCCAGCGAUGAAAACCGUCUCCAGCGCCCGAUCUGGAAAGACGCAGAUGACUUCCUGGAUAAGAUGGCUAUUUACAAGGCCAAGGCAGAGACGGACGAACUGCGAACGUUCCAAAACCAGAGUGAAGGGCAUAAUGUGUUCGAUUAUCGUAUUGUUGACGCUGUCGAGCCUAACAUCCACCAAAAGCCCCAGUCAGCAGGCGUUGGGCUUCCUACUAUUAUUCUCACUCACGUCCCUCUCUACCGCAAGCCAGCGACUCCCUGUGGUCAUCUCCGCGAACACUACCCGCCAACUCCAUCAGACGAGGAACUGACAGAGGACGAACCUAACUCUCUGAGAAUUGCCGGAGGAUAUCAGUACCAGAAUGUCCUCACGCAGACCAUUUCCACCGAAUUGGUUUCCAAGGCAGGACCCAACGUCGUCCAGGUGUAUUCCGGCGACGAUCAUGACUACUGUGAAGUGUCCCAUCGGGAAUUCAACGGCUCGCCCGAUGAAAUUACAGUGAAAAGCAUUUCCUGGGCGAUGGGAGUGCGUCGCCCGGGCUUUGUGCUCACCAGUCUGUGGAAUCCAAUCGACCCCAAGACUGGCAAAGCGAUCCAAGACGGAUCACCACCCACUAUCCAAAACCACCUCUGUCUCCUCCCCGACCAGCUGGGCAUCUUCCUCUAUUACCUUACUAUCCUCGGCCUUAGCGCCUCCAUCCUCCUCCUCCGUUCUAUAUACUGCGUCCUCUACACCCCAGAACCAUCCCCAUCCGGCGCCAUUCUCCCCCUCACCGAGCGCCGCUCUCUCCCACAUCACCAGCACCAGACCUCCGGUGCGUCCAGCUCUACCCCCUCAUCGGCGGGUGGCUUGGCCAGUCGCAAUGGCAUGGCAGCCUUCCCCCGCUACCCCGGCGCUAAAUCCCCGCAAGAUCCUUAUCGGGGUAUAGACGAUGACUUUGGAGGCGUUACUUCCAAGGAGAAGGCUGCAUGGCGUCCCGCCUUGGCUACCGGUCCCCGCUCCACGGUGUCCCUCAUCGCCCGGGAUCUGUACCAUUCUAUUAAGUUUGUGGCGCAAGUGGUGCUGAUUGUGUAUUUCAUCCUGAUCUGGCGCUGGUAG